CUUUCCGAUUGUCAAUAUUUUCUCACUUUGUUUUGGAAUCGCACAAAUAAAAAUUAUUUCAGUAUUUUUAACAAUUAAUAAAUAAAUUAAAGAAUCACCCCAUUACUUCCUCAUUUUCGAAGAUUGCAACGAAACACUCGUGAGUCACUGUCGGAUGAGAGAAAUGUCUUCACAAUAGAACCCACUGCCCUCUUGUCGGGUAGUUUUCGAGAUCAAAAGCCGUCACCGGGAAAUGGAUGAAGUUGUCUUUCGAGCGAGUCAGUCGUUGGAUACGUUAAAGGUACAAGCGGGAAUGGCAGCCGAAAAUUCUAUGCGAGUCGUGAGACAAUAUUCCGAUGAGGCGAGGCAACAAGCUGUUAGAGCGAUUCGAGAUCCAGCAUUCGAUACCGUGCGAGAAACUUUGAGGAACAUAUGGGCCAGUUUAGGAAGAAUUGCCGGUAGUGUUUCUAAUUUCGCGAACCAAAUUACCGACCCGAAUGUCAUUCAAGAGCAAUUAGCUUUCAUUUUUCGUGAUGAAAUUUCCCGCAACAACGCUUUUUUCGUGCUAAUUGGCUUGGGAUUCGGCACUACAGGCGGUUUUCUGCUCGGAUUAUGGCUUGCCAGACCUCAUCUUGCCGAACCCAUCAUGAAAGCAGUUGCCUGUGUCUCGUACAAAGAUAGCGAUAACGUCACAAUUUGCCAAACGAACGUUCCGCAUCUUCGAAGUAGCUCCGAUAUUCUCGUAAAAGUUCGUGCGGCAUCCGUAAUGCGUCUCGACGAUCGAAUUUCGCACGGUUACGGCAGAUAUUUGCGACAACUCAUCAACAGAUAUGACUCAUUCCAUCCGGAAUUGCCUCUCGUGCUUGGCAGAAGUUGCGCGGGAAUUGUCGAAGCUGUGGGACGAGGCUCGAAAUGCGGUUUAGAAAUUGGCGAUGAAGUGUGGAUCGCGUCGCCGUGGUAUAAUGCGGGCUUGGCAUCGGAUUAUGUUGUCACGCCGGAAACACUUGUCGCGCGAAAACCCUUUUUAAUUGGCUUCGAAGGAGCUGCAUCACUGCCAUAUAGCGGAUGUGUCGCGUUAACGGCACUAAAAACGGCGAAUUUGAGCGAACACACGACGUCGGGCAAGAGAAUUUUGAUCGAAGAUGGAUGUUCGCCGGUUGGAUGUGUUUUGACGCAAUUGACGAAGAAAUGGGGAGCAUUUGUGACAACGACUUGCCAUUCUCGAAGUGCUCCAGUUGUUAAAGCGUUAGGAGCUGAUGAUGUCAUUACCUUCCAAAAUGACAGUUUUACGCCAUCGUUCUUCGAAGUGAACAUCGCCCAGUCGAAUUUUAUCAACGAAUUGACGUCGCGAGAGAGUUACGACGUGAUUUUUAUAACGACACGCUUGCGUUACAGCACAGACUUUUUCUGGAAGUUCGUGAAGCCAUCAGGAACGGUUGUGAACACAGUUGAGCCUGAUAUUGAUUCUGAUCAGUACGGAGCGUUUAUGAGACUGUUUUAUUCUAUGUACAUUAAGUUAAAAAAGUUUGGCUGUUUCUUGCUGAGGACAGAACCAACGUGGGAUGGUCCUCAUUUGUGUCAUCUUGCACUUGAUCGUCUUGCUGGUUAUGUUAAUGACGGCAUCCUACAAACCGUUGUGGACCAAGUUUACUCGCCGCAUGAAGCGGAGCGCGCCCUUGCGCAUGUGAUGAGCGACAAACGCAUCGGGAGCACACUCAUAACGUUCAGAUGAAAACCGAAGCCGCUUCCGCUACGUGAAAGUUUAUCAGAUUUGAUGAUGACUUAAAACUAACAACAAAUUUUUUGAAGAUUUUUUUCUUUGACGAAUAUACGAAAAGUGUUGAAAAUUUGUGUUCUAACAAUGUUUAAAAGACAAAAAAGUGUAAAUAACGUGCUUUGAAUGUGUAAAUAUUAUAUUGAAAAUUUAAAUAAAAA
This is a messenger RNA of Culicoides brevitarsis, 1914 nucleotides long. RefSeq names its product reticulon-4-interacting protein 1, mitochondrial-like. Gene Ontology annotation, molecular function: oxidoreductase activity. Gene Ontology annotation, cellular component: mitochondrion. Bases 233 to 1711 code for a protein of 492 amino acids. The record is from RefSeq and is a predicted model, not a curated record. The transcript is spliced from 8 exons. NCBI's taxonomy places the organism in Eukaryota, Metazoa, Arthropoda, Insecta, Diptera, Ceratopogonidae.